CACGCCACCCUCGGCGCGUACCGGCGCGCGUUGCGGCUCUGCCCCAACGCGGUGCGCGACUGGUUGCGGAUCGGCCAGAUGAAGAUCACGGUCAAGUGUCCGACCGUCGCCGAGCUGCUGGAGCUGGAGAGGCGCUGCAUCGCUGCCGGGCUCAACUGCUGCCUCAUCCGCGACGCUGGGCAAAGCGCACUGCAUACCGAGAUCGAGCCCGGCAGUCGCACAGUCCUCGCCGUCGGGCCGGCGCCCGCGAGCGCGCUCGACCCCAUCACGAGGCAUCUCAAGCCGUAUUGA
Emiliania huxleyi CCMP1516 is the source of this 291-nucleotide messenger RNA. RefSeq names its product peptidyl-tRNA hydrolase. Lineage: Eukaryota; Haptophyta; Isochrysidales; Noelaerhabdaceae. Gene Ontology annotation, cellular component: mitochondrion; cytosol. The transcript is spliced from 3 exons. Gene Ontology annotation, molecular function: peptidyl-tRNA hydrolase activity. The annotation marks the transcript as partial. The record is from RefSeq and is a predicted model, not a curated record.